This is a messenger RNA of Solanum tuberosum (potato), 1300 nucleotides long. RefSeq names its product GDSL esterase/lipase At5g37690. The record is from RefSeq and is a predicted model, not a curated record. Gene Ontology annotation, molecular function: hydrolase activity, acting on ester bonds. Bases 87 to 1202 code for a protein of 371 amino acids. NCBI's taxonomy places the organism in Eukaryota, Viridiplantae, Streptophyta, Magnoliopsida, Solanales, Solanaceae. The transcript is spliced from 6 exons.
CAAGCACUAUCUCGAAGUAUCCAUUCAAUUGAAAUUAAUUUCUCUACUUUUUGUAAGUUAGAACGAGCUUUUUCGAGUAGUUCAAAAUGGCGAAUUUAGGUCAAGUAAUUGUUGGAUUCUUGAUUAUUGGGAUUGUUGCAUGUGUGGAUUCAGCUGAAGAACAAGUUGUUACAUAUGUAUUUGGUGACUCAUUGACUGAAGUUGGGAACAAUAAUUAUUUGCAAUCAUUAGCCAAAUCUAAUUUCCCAUUUUAUGGAAUUGAUUAUGAAGGUGGAAAAGCUACUGGUAGAUUUACUAAUGGAAGGACUAUUGGUGAUAUUAUAUCUGCAAAACUUGGGGUUCAAUCACCACCCCCAUAUCUUUCUUUAGCACCAAAUGAUGAUGCAAUUUUGAAAGGAGUGAAUUAUGCAUCUGGUGGAGCUGGAAUUCUCAAUGACACUGGACUUUAUUUUAUUCAAAGAAUGACAUUUGAUGAUCAAAUAAAAAGCUUUGAGAAGACAAAAGAAGCAAUCAAGGCUAAAAUUGGACAAGAGGCUGCAGAAAAACAUGUUAAUCAAGCUGUCUAUUUUAUUGGAAUGGGUAGCAAUGACUAUGUCAAUAACUUCUUGCAACCCUUCUUAGCUGCGGGGCAACAAUACACGCACGAUGAGUUUGUAGAGCUUCUAACCUCAACUUUAGGUGAACAAUUCACAAGGCUUCAUCAACUUGGAGCAAGAAAGAUGAUUUUUCAUGGACUUGGACCAUUAGGUUGUAUUCCUUCACAAAGGGUGAAGUCCACAAGGGGAAUAUGUUUGAAACAAGUUAAUUUAUGGGUACAAGAAUUCAACUCAAAAGUGGAAAAAUUGAUUGCCACUUUGAAUAAACAUCUACCAUAUGCACAAAUAUCAUUUGCAGAUACUUAUCCAAUUGUUCUUGACUUAAUUGAGAACCCCACUUCUUAUGGUUUCAAGAUAUCAAAUACAUCAUGUUGCAAUGUAGACACAAGUGUUGGAGGAUUAUGUUUGCCAAAUUCAAAACUAUGCAAUAAUAGAAGAGAGUAUGUAUUUUGGGAUGCAUUUCAUCCAACAGAUGCAGCAAAUGCAGUGCUUGCAGAUAAAAUUUUCACCACUUUGUUUCAUCAAGCCUCAUCUAGCCCCGCACCAGCACCAGCACCAGCACCAACUCCUCGAAAGUUUCUUAUGACAUUGAUAAAUCUCGAUUAAAAAAGCAAAAAUCGUUACAAGAAAAAAAUAUAAUUCUGUUUUCGUGUUGCUUUUGUAAUUUUUGAAGAUCGUAUACCAAAAAAUUACUUGAUUAGUCA